UCUUGUUCAUGCGAAAAAAGGAGGGGGAGGGGAAGCCUGCUCUGCUGCCCCGUUGGGGAGAAGCUUCGGGUUGCUUUCUUGCUUGAAGAUGAUGAGAGCAAGAGCAAGACAAGAAGCCCUUUCAUGUUUGAGGACCUUCGCCGAUCUACUGUACUAUUGUCUGUCAAGUUGUUCGCCGUCAAUGAGCACGAGGACACAGUGUGCGAAAGGGGAAGGGAGAACAAGGGGCGCCUACAGCCUACAGCGCAAAGAAACUUUUGGCACGCCACCUCCGAGGUGGUUCGGUCAAGAAGGGGAGGGACAAGGAGCCCUAGUCCAGAUCAGCUUGCGUGCAAAUGGUUUGCUCGAUAAAGACGUGUUCUCGAAGUCGGACCCAAUGGUGGUGGUUGAGUUGUCGGAGACCUGGAGUCAAUUGGAACCAGUCUGGGUAGAGAUUGGAAGAACUGAGGUAAUCAAGAACGACCUCGAUCCAGUUUUUAUGAAGACGUUUACGCUGCAUUAUCAUUUUGAGUGUGAACAAUUGCUUCGGUUUACGGUCUACGACGUGGACACGUGCCCGAAAGCUGGAAGCGACACGUCCUCCCUUGACUUAAAGAACCAGGACUACUUGGGACAGACCACUUGCACCGUUGCUGAGCUGGCGACUGCCAACGGCCAAGCACUAAUUAAGGAUUUGCAGGACCGAUCAAAGAAGCUGCAGUCGCCGAAUCAACAGCCAAGCACUGGCAUUGCGAAGAGAUGUGAGAAGGGGUCUGUGGGAUAUCUGUCAUCAAGGGGAAGCGGCAGGCGUGGCAGUGGCAAGAGUAGCCAAGCAGCUCAAGCUGAAGGAAGUGGAAGAGGCAAGACCCCAAGCCCAAGGGGCACCCUUACGAUUCAUCUGGAGGAGGUGGGUUUGCUAAGCCAUGGGAUAGUUAAUCUCCGGUUUCAGGCGAAGAAGCUCGAGAGGAUGGAUUUAUUUGGCAAAAGCGAUCCUUAUCUUGUGAUAUUAAGGUCUUUUGAGGAUGGUAGUUAUGCACCUGUGUACAAAACAAAGGUCAUCCGUCGGUCUGUGGACCCUGAUUGGGAACCCAUCUCCAUCUCAUUACAACAGCUGUGCAAUGGCGACAAGCAAAGUCCGCUGAGACUUGUGUGUUAUGACUACGACCGGUUCUCGGCCGACGAUCUCAUCGGGAUGGUCGACAGAUCAGUGAACGAGCUGUGUGGCGAUGCAGCGAGGGUGAAGGAGUUGGGGAUCGACGCGCCGUUGGCAGCGAUUGGUUUGACACUUACACGAGAGAAGAAAGGCAAGAAGAAGGUGGAAGCAAAGGAGGAGAAGAGUGGGAGUGGGAAGAAGGGGAACUUCAACUUCCACUUCAAGUCGAAGGAGAAGGAGAAAGAGAAGAAGACGCCCAAAGUGAGGGGUUACUUAAUCUGCACGCAGUGCGAGGUGGAACAUAGGAAAUCGUUCUUGCAGUACGUCUUCGGUGGUGUGGAGAUCAGCUUUCACGUGGCCAUCGAUUUCACCGCAUCCAACGGUCACCCUUCCCACCCCAAUUCCCUUCAUUACAUGGACCCCCAGAACGACUGCAAUGUGACAAACGCUUAUCAGCAGGCUAUACUGGCAGUGGGUAGCAUCAUCGAGUACUACGACCGGGAUAAAUGGUUCCCUGCUUGGGGAUUCGGUGGGAGAGUGGCAGCAGGAAUGGUGUCCCACUGUUUCAAUCUGAACGGCAAAUCGGAUCCGCACAUGUCACAAGUGUACGGUGUGCAAGGUGUACUGGACUCCUACUCUAGGGCGCUCAAAGUGGUUACCCUGGCGGGGCCAACACUGUUUGCCCCGGUCAUUACCCGAUCCUCGGAGAUUGCAGAAACUCACUGGACGAAGGGACAGCCCAAGUACUCUGUCCUGCUCAUUCUGACAGACGGGGUCAUAAAUGACAUGCAAUCCACCAUAUCGGCAAUUAUCAGGGCAUCAAGCUUGCCUUUGUCCAUCCUGAUUGUAGGGGUGGGCAAUGCGGAUUUCAGCAGCAUGGAGGUGCUGGACAGUGAUGAUGAACCCCUCCAACUCGAUGGACACACGGCUCAGCGAGAUAUCGUGCAGUUCGUUUCCAUGAGAAGCAUAACCAGCCAGCAACACCUCGCGCGCGAAUUGCUGGCGGAGCUUCCGGGGCAGGUUACCCAAUUCAUGGAAUGGCAAAUGCCUGACUUUGCAACGUUGAUUCCUUCUCCUCCUCCUUCUCCUCAUCUUCCUCCUUGUCCUCCUCCUCCUCCUCCUCCUCCUCCUCCUUCUCCUCCUCUUUCUCUUUCUCCUCCUCCUCCUCUUUCUCCUCCUCCUCCUCCUCCUCCUCAGGUGGGAAUUGAGGUUUGUACAGGAAACAGUUAGUUUCGAGCAUCCUUGCAACCGCACGAGCCGCACGGCCGGGCGUGCGCGGCUCGUGCGGGAAGGUGCGCCGCGGGAUGUGCGGAACAUGCCCCUGCGCCGCACCAGCUUGUCAUCGAUGCGGAAGGGGAAGGGUCACGGGUGUACUAGCUAGUAAGGAAGAGAUCCUGUCGGGCAUUAGAAAUGACAGAAAUAAAGCCUACUAGGCUCA
Molecule: messenger RNA, 2570 nt
Organism: Chara braunii
Lineage: Eukaryota; Viridiplantae; Streptophyta; Charophyceae; Charales; Characeae
Source: the annotation of a GenBank genome assembly